AUGGUACAGCAUAACAUUAUCAUGAAAUUAUUUGAAUAUUAUAAUUUGAAAUAUAUAAUUUUAUUUUUAUUUGGAUAUAUUUUAAUAAAUUUUCUAUUAUCAUACAAAUUUUUUUCUUUAAACAACACCUAUGCCACUGAACAACAAGAAAAUUGGACGCCUACAAUGAAAAAAUUCUGUUCGAAAGUUCAGCAAAAUGUAAAGAAAGAGAAACCGUCAAGUUUAUCAUGGCUCGGUAAUGUUCAACUUCAACCGCCGAACUUCAAUAAAUAUUUCAGAAAACAAAGCAUAGAGAUUCCCUACCUUUAUUCUACUUGGCGUUCUUCACCGGAUUUAUCUCGUCGACUUAAUCCAUGUGAUCAUCAGUUAUAUAUAGAACUAAUUCGUAUUUUUGAUCAUUUCCUUCGUCGACAUCAAAUCUCAUAUAUGAUAAUGGAUGGAACAUUAUUAGGUAGCUAUACAAAUCAUGAUUUUUUACCAUGGGAUGAUGAUCUUGAUAUACGUAUUCUAUUGCGUGAUCGUUCACGUAUGUAUACUCUUCUUCGUCAAGAACUUGAGAAUACUGUUAAAAUAUUAAAUAUUACCAAUCAAUUUGGAUCUUAUGAAAUAUUGUUUUUUCCUUGGGCACCACAAGCUGGUGACUACCAUUGGUCAUAUCCGAAUAUUCAUAUUGUCUAUUUGGAAGAAAAUUCUACUCAUAUAUGGAAACAAAAUAGUGAUAACGAUUCGAUUAACGAUUGCUCUAUUUCGAAAAGUGAUAUAUUUCCGGUUGUAUGGCGCCCAUUUGGUCAAAUUUGGUUGCCUGCUCCACGAGAACCGUUAACUGUUUUUGAAUUACUUCGUUGGAAAACAUUUGACAAAAUGUUUUUUGCUAAAAAUUAUUCACAUAAAUAUGAACGAGAAAUACCAUUGAUCGAUGGUCGUGCACAACCUUCACAACUUUAUCCAUAUUAUUCAUGGAAUAGAAGACGAGAGAAAAAAGUCAACAAAACCAGCUAUUUCGAGAACACAGAAGGCGCUCAUAUCUUCAUUAUAGAAUAUGCAUACAUGGGUACUUUAUGUUCAAGUCAGAUAGAUUGUUCAUCACUCUUUCAACGAAAAUCAAAACCACGUAUUGACAAUGGUCGUCAGAUAAUAGAAGAAUUAUCGACAAUAAAUAUUAGUGAUCAUAUUUCAAUGAAUGAUAAUAAUGUUCCUACUAGCAGCAUCGAUUUAGCUGGAGAAUUCGUACCCGAGCGAUACCUAGUUUUACUUACUGAACAAAUGGUUGACAUGCUCUUUCGUUUAAUGAUCUAUAAUGAGUCACGCAUGUUAAUGUCCGAAUGUGACUUUGAUCAUCAAACAACAUUACGCAACAGUAUUGUUAGUGGUCACACAUUGUCAUCAAGUCCAAAUUCUCCUAAUCGAGAAUCUUCAUUACAAUUACAAUCCAUGCAUCAAGCAUGUAUUAAGUGCAAAAAGAAAAUGUUGACUAUUGAAGAAUUUCGUGAACUGGGCCAUUAG
Rotaria socialis is the source of this 1503-nucleotide messenger RNA. The record is from the annotation of a GenBank genome assembly. Lineage: Eukaryota; Metazoa; Rotifera; Eurotatoria; Philodinida; Philodinidae.